This is a messenger RNA of Bombus terrestris (buff-tailed bumblebee), 711 nucleotides long. RefSeq lists its product as uncharacterized. The record is from RefSeq and is a predicted model, not a curated record. The transcript has a single exon. The annotation marks the transcript as partial. Lineage: Eukaryota; Metazoa; Arthropoda; Insecta; Hymenoptera; Apidae.
UCUAAUGAAAAUUCAUUAAACGCCCAUCUCCAUAAUCCUGACUUCAAUCCGACAUCAGAAGUGGGAUCAGGGCCAUACGUAACGAUGGAACAACUCAUGGCUAUCGUGCGCCAGAUAACUCAGCCGCGAGAGCAAAGACCGAGUGAAACAUCUACGAUCGUGCCGCUUCCGCGUUUUAACCCCGGAAGCUUGGGUUCCGACCCAGCCGCAUGGUGUGCGACUGUUGACGUGAUCAUGGAAGAAAAACCUUUGCAAGGCGGUGCGCUACUUUGUGCCUUGAGUGCCGCUCUAGAAAGCCCGGCAGCGCAGUGGCUUACACAAGUACCUGCUACUCAAAUUUCCUCUUGGCCAAAGUUUAAAGACCGUUUCCUUACACGCUUUGGUGGGAAAGAGACAGCUGCCACGGUGCUAUGGAAGAUGAAAAACCAAGCACGACUGGAGGGUGAAACCCUGGGAGAUUACAGCAGCCGUUUACGUUCCUUCCUGAUGGCGAGGUGGGAAAGGUGUACCAAGGACGAGAUAGUCAACGCUGUCGUGCUCCUUCAUAUAGGUUCACAGGACCAGCGCGUCCUACGGAUAGCACUCACGAACGAUAUCAAGACCGAGGACCAGCUCACAGGCGAAAUGACAGUGCUCUUCGAUUCUGUGAAGAGGCCGGCGUCUUCAGUAAGCAACUCCUCCGCGAGUCCCGAAGCUAAACGGCAUAAGCCU